CUGUAGGUGAAAUAUGUCUGAGUCUUCCCCCAGCUCGCUUGGCAAAGGAAACCAUUCUGAAAACAGAUUCCUGCAUACAACACAGAGUGGACCUCAAAGUCCACCGGAAUGUGGUUGCCGGGGGGAUUUUGGAUUUCGAGGUUAUCAAGGCCCACCUGGACCCCCAGGGCCUGCUGGAAUUCCAGGAAACCACGGGAACAAUGGAAAUAAUGGAUUACCUGGCACAGAAGGAUCGAAAGGUGACAAAGGAGACAAGGGGGACUUGGGACCCAGAGGAGAGCGAGGCCACCAAGGACUUAAAGGAGAAAAGGGUUACCCUGGCAUCCCGCCAGAACUUCAGGUUGCAUUUAUGGCUUCAAUGGCAACCCACUUCAGUAAUCAGAACAGUGGAAUAAUCUUCAGUAGUGUGGAAACCAACAUUGGCAAUUUCUUUGAUGUAAUGACUGGACGAUUUGGAGCUCCAGUAAAUGGGGUGUAUUUCUUCACCUUCAAUAUGAUGAAGCAUGAAGACGUAGAAGAUGUGUACGUGUACUUGAUGCACAAUGGCAAUACAGUGUUCAGUUUAUACAGCUAUGAAUCAAAAGGAAAAACAGACUCAUCAAGCAACAGCGCAGUACUUAAACUCGCCAAAGGAGAUGAAGUGUGGUUGCGGAUGGGCAACGGGGCACUGCAUGGAGAUCACCAGCGCUUUUCCACUUUUGCUGGGUUUCUUCUUUUUGAAACCAAAUAGGUCUACUCACUGAAAACACAGUAUUGUUAGUUGGUUUCCCUGCUCUUUGGAUCAGCAUGGGAACGUACCAAAAUCCCAGGGUCUGUUUUGACAUCAGUAUGCUGUUAACUAUGAAAUGUGACAAGAUAAGGUUAGGCCUGAAUUUAUAUAUGCCUUUUUAUGACAUUUUGUAUCCCACUGCACAUUCUUGCCCUCUUGCUAAUGGUUACUGAAUAGUUACUGAACACCUACUCUGGGUAAUUUAAUAGAGUGAUGACUGUAGUCUUUUCUUUUUCCAUUCCAAACCGGCAAUUUUCAUCUGACCUCGUGCUCUAAUGGAUGUUGCAUGGAUAGACCUUUAAAUGGGGCGUCAUUGCGUCAGUGAUUAAUGUAUGAUCAGGAGCUCCUGUAUUCUUUAAAGACAGAAGCAUAGCUACGUAUCCAUUUCCACUCAGCAAUCAUAGUACAACAUGGGGAUAUGCUUAUCCUAUAUAUGCACACAUAUAUAAAAACACAGAGAGAAACAAAAUUGGCAGGAGCCUAGUUGCACUUUUUCAGACAGUUUCAUGAAAAAGCAGCAGCUUUCCAGGUGAAUCCAGUGAACCUUGACCAUAGUUAGCAAGCAACUUUUAAAACACUAUAGCAAUGGCUGUGAGAUUUUUCCCUUUGGUUUAAGUAAUUGAUCGAAGCUUGCAUUUAACUUUUUGAAUGUCCCUCUACUAGGUAAAGUUGAAUUGGUUGGCUUUAAGCAGGUGGGCAGAACACUCCCAAAACGUGCGCGUGUGUGUGUAGAUUCUGUGGCAAAUGAAGCAGACCCUGCUUGCCUCCGUCACUUUGGUUGAAGAUUUGCAGUGGAUUUGCUAAUUUCUCCUUUUUCUGCUGAGUCUUUGAAAAAUAAAUAUGUCAGUUUCAGGGCAGUUUUUUAUUUCCAUCCUGACUGAAGGCAUGUUUAAGGAACAAGCGAUAGACUAUUAAAUCUUGCAGCCCUGUAUAGCCUAACGUUUAAUUAUAAAUUGGUACCUUGAAGAUCUUAGACUUAGCGGGAGUUGUAAUCUGUAGUAGAUAUCAUUAAAAAAUGUAGCCUUGCUUAGAAUGCACCAGAGAAGAGUGUAACUUCUAAAAGUAUAUUAGCGAGA
This is a messenger RNA of Python bivittatus (Burmese python), 1845 nucleotides long. The record is from RefSeq and is a predicted model, not a curated record. Lineage: Eukaryota; Metazoa; Chordata; Lepidosauria; Squamata; Pythonidae.